AUGUCAUUGCUACCGGUCCCAUUUACAAAACACGUAUCCUUGUCUGUUGGUUCUUCAGUGAAAAUCAAAGGGGCACCUGCCAUGCCUCUCAGUAUGGACCCACAAAUGCAGGUGGAUUUCCACACUGGAAACGAAAUUAACUCAGACAUCGCCUUCUGUUUCCGCGUGUACUUUGGCGAAAAAGUGGUGAUGAACACCCGUCAGGGUGGGAUAUGGGGUGAUAAGGAGAUAUCGACUGUUAUACCCUUUGAGGAUGGCCAAUCCUUUGAACUGGACAUCUCGGUGCUGGCAAAGGAGUACCAGGUAUCAGUAAAUGAUGUCCAAUGCUACCAUUUUCACCAUCGAAUUGAGCCAGGAUCUGUGAAGAUGGUGCAAGUGUGGAGAGAUGUCUCCCUGACCUCAGUGACUGUCGCUUAG
Messenger RNA from Pipistrellus nathusii (Nathusius's pipistrelle), 417 nucleotides. NCBI's taxonomy places the organism in Eukaryota, Metazoa, Chordata, Mammalia, Chiroptera, Vespertilionidae. The record is from the annotation of a GenBank genome assembly.